Messenger RNA from Mercurialis annua (annual mercury), 1823 nucleotides. RefSeq names its product ADP-ribosylation factor GTPase-activating protein AGD5. NCBI's taxonomy places the organism in Eukaryota, Viridiplantae, Streptophyta, Magnoliopsida, Malpighiales, Euphorbiaceae. The record is from RefSeq and is a predicted model, not a curated record. Gene Ontology annotation, molecular function: GTPase activator activity. Bases 172 to 1629 code for a protein of 485 amino acids. The transcript has 11 exons.
UCAAGAGACUGCUUGUGUUCACCAGCGAUCUCUCAUUUUUCUUUAGUUUUACGUUUUUGAUUUGAUAAUAAUCAGAGGCCAAAAAUAAAUAAAUAAUUUUUGAAGAAAAAGACAAAUUUAACCUUGAUUCUGCUUCUAAUCUCCAUCUGAAUCCGCCGAUUUCCUGUCGCCAUGAACGAGAAGGCUAACGUCUCUAAAGAGCUUAAUGCCAAACACAGAAAGAUCUUGGAAGGUCUCCUAAAACAUCCUGAGAAUAGGGAAUGUGCCGACUGCAAAUCCAAAGGUCCAAGAUGGGCAAGUGUAAAUUUAGGUAUCUUUAUAUGCAUGCAAUGUUCAGGGAUUCAUAGAAGUCUUGGAGUACAUAUAUCCAAGGUUCGAUCUGCAACCCUUGACACAUGGCUUCCAGAGCAAGUUGCAUUCAUUCAAUCAAUGGGAAACGACAAGGCGAAUAGUUACUGGGAAGCAGCAUUACCCCCCAACUAUGACAGAGUUGGAAUAGAGAAUUUUAUCCGUGCAAAGUACGAAGAGAAGAGAUGGGUCCCCAAAGACGGAAAACCAGUGUCCCCUCCUCACAGGCAUGAUGAAAGGCCUCAGACAUCAUGGCAGAGAUCCGGUGAAAGUACUGGGCAUCAGCAUAAGAGCAGCUUGGAGAAUGUGCAUGAUGACAGGAAGAGUGCUCAACGACCAAGUUCAAAAGUUAGUAUUCAUACCACAAGAAUUAGCCUUCCCAUUCCUCCAAAGGGACCUGAGCAGGUCACCCCUCCUCUAAAGCCUCAACACAUUAUUCAGAAAGCAGAACCAAAAGUUGACCCCAGUGAAGCAACAAAAAAUGGUGUAACUGCUGUUCCAGCUGCUCCUGCACCCAAAGUUGAUUAUGCCACUGAUCUCUUUGAUAUGCUAUCAAUGGAUGGUCCAAGUGAGAAUGGCUCAGAGGCAGCUCCAAAUGAUGAUAAUGGAUGGGCGGGGUUUCAAUCGGCAGUUUCUGAAGAAGUUUCAAAAACAGAGAAAACAGGUGAAAUCAAAGCAGUUGAGAGUACUACCAACUCCACUUCUGCAAUUGAGGAUUUGUUUAAAGAUUCAGUUUCUUUAACACCUUCAGUAUCAGAGAAACCUCAGAAAGAUGUAAAAAAUGAUAUUAUGAGCCUUUUUGAGAAGUCCAAUAUGGUAUCCCCAUUUGCCAUGCAUCAACAGCAACUUGCGAUGCUGGCACAGCAACAAUCUCUUCUCAUGGCUGCUGCUGCUGCUAAAUCAGGUGCUGUGGACCCAAAAUUUCGUGGGAGUAUUCAGCAGACAGGGUCCAAUGGCAUCAUCUUGCCUGGUCAAAAUUUGCCGAAUAUUGGCUAUCAAAUUCCUGGAUUAGUCAUGCCGGUAGCUGCUGGUGGGCAAGGUGACUCGCAUAAGCUUAUGCAGGGUGGUAAUACAGGACUCUCAAAUCCAGCUGGAAGCUCGGCACCAUACGCAACUUCUAGCUUUUACACCGUAGGGCAGGUGACCCCUGUUAAUGGCGCGACAACUGCUGUACUGAAUAAACCUCAAGCAACAGCUCCGAUUUCAUCAGGUAAUUCAUCACAAUCUACAAAGGAUUUUGAUUUCUCCUCUUUAACACAGGGCAUGUUCUCAAAGCGUUGAGUUCUCUCGGAGCGGGAAUGUUGAAUUUUUCCGUGCCAAUACAACAUAAAUUUCUCUUGUAUUGGUUGAUUGUAAACUAUUUUGUAGAGUCAGUAUCAGUUUUCCUCAUAUUUGUUUCGAUGGCUCAUUUGUAUUAGUAGAUGUGUAUUCAGAGUAAUAAAAAGAUGGGUUUAGAUUGAUCUCAUCAUUCUCUA